AAGCAAAUGGUUUAAAGAACUGCCAUGGGAAGAAAAAAUGCGGCGUGCACAUGAUCAAGGAACGCUUGUCUUGCUUGAGAAUUUGGACCCAUCUUACACAUCAACAGAGGUGGAGGACAUAAUUUGGCAUGCCUUCAAGGAAAAUUGCUCAGCAAAGAUGGUUCCACAACUUUUUUUUUCUUCACCACACUCUGGUCAAGCUUAUGUUAUAUUCAAAACAAGAGAAGCGGCAGAGAUGGUUGUUACAAAAUUAGAUAAGGGGUGCUUAUUGCUAUCAAAUGGGAGGCCUCUUUUGGGCUGCUUUCGAACUCCUUGCUUUACGGGAAAGCAGUCGACAUUCUUUGGCCAUCUUGUUAUUGAUAAACUUAAACUUCAGAUGCAACGGGAAAUGAGAGAAGCUGUGUCCACUUCACAUUGUUCUCAGCCUAACACACUGGAAUAUGAUAUGGCCAUGGAGUGGUCCUUGCAACAAGAAAGAUCAGACUAUGCUUGGAGAAAGUUGCAUGAGCAACAAGGUCGGGAGCUGAGAAAACUCAAGGCCAAGUUCAAGCCCAAGCGUAAAUGACCAGUGUGCUUUUUCAUUUCCUCUUCUUCG
This is a messenger RNA of Pistacia vera, 595 nucleotides long. RefSeq names its product protein ANTI-SILENCING 1-like. The record is from RefSeq and is a predicted model, not a curated record. Gene Ontology annotation, molecular function: RNA binding. Bases 38 to 565 code for a protein of 175 amino acids. The transcript has 7 exons. NCBI's taxonomy places the organism in Eukaryota, Viridiplantae, Streptophyta, Magnoliopsida, Sapindales, Anacardiaceae.